GGGCGCGCAUGCUCAGCGGUCGGCUGUUCGUGGUGGAUUGUGGAGGUAAGAGGGGUGGCCAUGGGUGCCCACACAGGCCCCAGUUAGGUCUGUCUCUUCAUCGGAUAUGUGGGACAUCCUAUUCCGGAUGGUAUCAUUGGUCCUGCUUCCCCCUCUCUUCUGAAAUUGGGCUGGCCGAUGCUGUGACCCCACUUUGGAGAAUGAACUAUGAGGAGCAGCUGCAGGUUAAAUAUGAAACUCAGAAGAGGACCCUUCAGCUUUUCACAGCCAGCCUCCCCAGUCACCCUGGGCCCGAGGACCUGUGCUGCCCCCUGUAUCCAACUCUCCCCUCGCCAGUUACUAUUGGAUAUCGCAACAAGUCUACUUUUUCUGUGAACAGAGGGCCUGAUGGCAAUCCUAAAACAGUUGAACAUUACAUUGGAACUGGCAAAGGGAGGAAUAUUGUUUGUACUCAUUCAGAUCACUUGGUGAACAUGCCCGAGAAACACAAGCAAGUGGCCAGACGUUAUGAGCAGUUCAUCCGGCUUUCUCCACUGGAGCCUUGCAUCUUGUUCCAUGAAGGAGGACACUGGUGGGAAAUCACUGUUCGCAUCAAUAGGAGAGGAGAUACAAUGGCUAUUGUCUACUUCCAGGAUCUAGAGAAGGAGGAAAUUGCCAAACAUCAGACAGCGCUGGUGGAAUAUUUUACCAUUGGACUGGGAUCUGCGUGUGAACUGACCUCUCUCUACUUUCAGGAAAGUUACUUGCUUACGAUGACCCGCUGUCUCCAUGAGCAGUUACCAUAUCAACUUCUCUAUGGCGUUCCAGAUAUCUAUGAAGAAGUAUUGGGUCUGAACUUCUGAAUCUCUCCAGAUGCCUUCUCCCAGGUGAAUUCUGAGGGAGCAGAGGUCCUUUAUCAAACAGCUCGUUACCUGAUCAGGGUGGACAGUGACAAUAUUGUGCUCGAUGUCUGCUGUGGCACAGAUUACAGGGUGGUGCGAGCAAUUCGUAAUUGUGAGCAGAUUCAGAAGCUCGUGUACAUCUCCUGUAAGCCAGAGGGUGAAGCCAUGAGAAACUUUAUUGAACUGUGCUGCCCACCUGACCAGCAGAAGAAGCUGUUCGGUGAUCCCUUCACUCCAAGGCUAGCUGUGCCUGUGGACAUGUUCCCACACACUUCUCACUGUGAACUUGUGCUGCUGUUUGAGAGAUAAGCCUGCACCCAUGCUUUGAGAAAGGAGACUGGCUAAUAACUGUAGAGCUGCUGAAAACAAUGUAGCAAUGUUGCAGAAGUUAAUCAUUGGUCACUACCUUUGGAGUGUGGUUUGAAAUGGACCCAGUUUGACUGGUCAUGGUAGUUCCUCCGUACUGGAGUGAUUAGCGGUGUGCUGAUGAAGUUUGAAGUUCAUACCUCCAAUAAAUGGCGAAUGAUUGUUUUUGCAAUUUUCUCUCCAAGCUUUUAGAAGAUGUUGAUUUCCUACAUUGCUGCAGGAUGACCAAGAACCUGUUGGUUCUCAGAUAUGGAAAUAUGUUAAUUGCAAUUCAAAUUUAAUCAUCUUUUACACAAGAAGAAGUGAGCUAAUCCAAUUGUUCUUGAAAAAUAUUGACUACCAUUUAGUUUUCUUUGGCCUGAAUAGAAUUGAUUAAAAGUAAAAGUCAUAUUUUAUAUGAACAGGAUGAAAUUUGACUGUAAGGCUCAAUAUUUCCCAGUCUGCAUAUGUGGUGUACUCUCAUCAAAAAGUAAAAGUCAUGUCAUUAUUUUAAUGCAGCACCUCACCAGCAUUUCCUACUCAAUAUAAGGCAGUUAUAUUGAUAUGCUGCACAUCCAGUUUAAAUGGAUACAUCACGUGAGCAGACUUCCUGAAGACAGGUGAAUGAUUGAAUUUUAGAAUAUUUUU
This is a messenger RNA of Stegostoma tigrinum, 1874 nucleotides long. It is a transcript of the gene trmt2b, whose product is annotated as tRNA methyltransferase 2 homolog B. The record is from RefSeq and is a predicted model, not a curated record. Lineage: Eukaryota; Metazoa; Chordata; Chondrichthyes; Orectolobiformes; Stegostomatidae. Gene Ontology annotation, biological process: RNA processing. Gene Ontology annotation, molecular function: S-adenosylmethionine-dependent methyltransferase activity; RNA methyltransferase activity. The transcript is spliced from 11 exons.